CUUCAACCAAAUAUUGACCUCGCAAUUGAUGGUGCGGACGAGGUGGACCCAAACCUCGACCUUGUCAAGGGCCGUGGCGGCGCGCUAUUGCGUGAAAAGAUGGUGGAAGCGGCGUCGAAAGCUUUCAUUGUUGUUGCUGAUGAUAGUAAAUUGGUAUCUGGGCUCGGCGGAAGUGGCCUCGCCAUGCCAGUCGAGGUGGUUCAAUUCUGCUGGAAGUACAAUUUGGUGCGGCUCAGCGAGCUGUUCAAGGAAUUGGGAUGCGAUGCAAAACUGAGAUUAGGGGCGGGCGAGAAGCCUUAUGUGACUGAUAAUGGCAACUACAUUGUUGAUUUGUACUUCAAGACUCCCAUUAAAGAUGGGUUCGCGGCCGGAAAGGAAAUUUCUGCUCUGGAAGGAGUGGUGGAGCACGGGCUGUUUCUGGGAAUGGCUACGUCUGUGAUCAUUGCAGGAAAAAAUGGGGUGGAGGUGAUGGCCAAGUGAGAGGUGAGAAAUGGAACUUUGUUUCUUGUUGUUGUUGUGAUAUAACCCACCGUGAGGUGAUUUAUUUAUGGGGUUUUCUUAUUUGUUGAAAAAUUUUGGAUCUUUAUGAAAUUGUAGACUAGUUGUACAAUUUGGUCGCUUAUUAAUUGGCAAAACUUGAAUAAUUUGAAAUGAAAUGUUUCAUGCUCA
Rubroshorea leprosula is the source of this 669-nucleotide messenger RNA. The record is from the annotation of a GenBank genome assembly. Lineage: Eukaryota; Viridiplantae; Streptophyta; Magnoliopsida; Malvales; Dipterocarpaceae.